UGGAAUCCGUCACAGCCAAAGGGAAGGCGUCCUACCUGCAGACGGAGGUAGAGAAAGGCCGACUUCGUGUGAACCUAGGGCGCUAAUGCGUUCGUCGUUGAAAAAAAUACACGGAAAAGUAAAAGGACGGAUUGACAGGUGAAAGGUACGAGGAGAAGAAAACGUGCCCGGCCAGCAGGGAGCGCCAAGCGGCGCUAUCCUUUGUGCCACGCCCUCGGGUCUUGCCACGCCCCUCUCCCGCUUCUACUUCCGCUUCCGAGGAGUCGAGGGCCCGCAUUUCCGGGAGCGCGCCGCGUGGAGUUGUGUUGCUGCGGGUCUCAACAUGGUGGGGUCUCCGUUCGUCGUCCCACCCGGGCCGAUUCUUUCUCUGAACCCGCAGGAAGACGUCCAGUUUCAGAAGGAGGUGCAGCACUUCCGCCAGCGCGUAACCCAGCAAAAAAAGGAAGAAAAACUUAUUCCUGGAGUAAUUUUUGUGGGCCAUCUGCCUCCAGCACUUUAUGAAACCCAAAUCAAAGCAUAUUUCUCCCAGUUUGGCACUAUUACAAGAUUUAGACUAUCCAGAAGUAAAAAGACUGGAAAUAGCAGAGGCUAUGCCUUUGUGGAGUUUGAGUCUGAAGAUGUUGCCAAGAUAGUUGCUGAAACAAUGAAUAACUACCUUUUUGGUGAAAGACUCUUGGUGUGUCGUUUUAUGCCACCAGAAAAAGUACACAAAGAACUUUUUAAAGAGUGGAAUACUCCAUUUCGUCAGCCAUUGUAUCCAGCUGUGAAGCGGUAUAAUCGGAAGCGGACAUUUUUUCAAAAACUGCAAAUGGAAGAGCGAUUUAAAAAGAAAGAAAAAUUGCUCAGGAAAAAACUAGCAGCAAAAGGAAUUAAUUAUGAUUUUCCUUCAUUGGUUUUAUCAUCCAGUAAGACCAAAGAUCCUUCGGAUAAACCUACAAAGAAGAAAAAGUCUUCAGGCAUACCAAAGAAGAAGAAGAAGCGGGUUUCUAAAGGCACUGCUGCCACUCCUGACAAGUCUAUAGAUAGCCAGGGCCCCACACCAGUUUGUACACCAACAUUUUUAGAGAAACGAAAAUCUGAAGUGGUGGGAAUGGAUGAUGAUGAUGAUGAUGAAAUAGUUUUCAAGCUGCCCGUAUAUGAUGCAGAAGGAGCAGUAGAGACUCCAACACCUAAACAGUCAGGGAAGAAAAGACGAAGACAAAAACCAAGCAGUGAUUCUGAACGUAUUAUAUGAGUAUAUAUCUUCUGACAAAAUGUGAUGGUUUUCUUAUAGUGGCUGACUAUAUUUUACAAGGUACAAUGAAAUGUAACCAUCAAUAGACUCAAAAGAGAAAACAUGCUAUUUGGAAAGCARUCAGUACUUUGGCUUUUUUUGCCCCUAUUGAAGUAUGGGGGUACAUCAGAGCUUGCAGUGGUUAGGCUCACACUGCCUUUGCCCUGGUCUCAGUUUUCCUAUCCCCUCUUUAUUUUGCCUAUGUUAAAGGGUCACUGUUAACUGUAAAUUUAACAACUAAUCUGAAGCUAUUUUUAUCGACACCAAAUAAAGACAGUCAAUCCUGCUUAUCAUCUGUGUGGUUCUUGUGCACAUUUAAGCCAUCAGUGUAUUUUAGAUUUCAGCAUCAGGUGGCUGAAAUGAAGAUUAUAUGGAGAGUGAAAAUGUAGUUCAGAUGUUCAUACAGAUUCACAAGUACUCAUUUUUUACCAGUAAUGUUAGUUUUGGGUGGGCCAGCAUGAAUUGAUAACUACAAUUUUGAAUCAGUAUCAAACAUGAAAUUGUGUCCAGGAUACAAACCAUGAACAGCAAAUUAAAUUUUUCUACACAUUAUUUGUAAACAAGACUUAAGGAGCUUGGAGGGGGCAAAUUUCUGUGUUCUUGCUUCCCUCUUAAGUUUGUACCCUUGAAAUGUGCUGUUGUGUUAAUUAAUCCAAAUUCAUUAAAAUCUAUCCUUCCCUACCAUUUUAUCACCCAAUAUUUGUUAAAUUUGUAACAUAAAUGCUCUGAUGUAAAACAGUUGGUUUCAAGUGUAUACAAAGAACAGACAGUGACAGGCACAUAGAAAAUGUUCAUAUGGUCCAGUGAAUGGGUAGCAACUUUCUGAAGCAUUCUGAACUUUGUGGAUCUGAAAUUUCCUUGAUUACCAUUCUGUGAAAAGAAAUWAGCUUCUCUGUUCAGAAACAUGUCAUGUUUUAUCACCCCAAGGAUUAUGUGCAUUCAAACACACAAAAGACGAGAUAAAAUGAAUAUUUAUUCCUUACCAACCUGUCACCCAUACCACCCCACAGGUAGGGUGCCAUUCAUUAGCCCUUCAUGGGAAAGAAUUUCCUGCCUGUGGAGCAGUGAGGUGGAUAUUUUUAAUUAGCAGAGCUAAAAUUAUACAAUUACACAGAAUAGUAGAUGAAGUUCUUCAGAAAAUUAUCAAAAGUGGCAUGGAUUACAUUUCAUAAGAGUAGUGGAACCUGAAGUGGAAAUCCCUCAGCCAAUAUAAUAAGAAAAGUCUAUAGUAAGUCAAGUACAAAUAAGGUGAUGAGAAUAAAACUAAAAUUGUACAAUCAUGACCACAGCAAUUCAAAAGCAUUUUUUAUAAAGAUGUACACAAAAUAAUGCUCUGGAAUUACAGGUUGUUUUCCCCUUUUUGUAAUUCUAAAAAACCAUGAGUACUAUACUUGGCAUUUGUGUGUGUGUGUGUUUGUGUAAUCAUAACAAAGUUGAAAAGGAAUCCACRGGUAAAGUUCAGUUAGAGCCAGAUAUGUCAUGAGAUGGAGUAUAAAUUAUUAAAUAAAACAAAUUUGGAUUGCAGGUAAUAUGGCAAAUGAAUAAACUUAGAGGUUAAAGAUUGGGUUUUCUUCCAUGGUAUUUGGAAUGUGUGUAGCAGUGUCCAAGGCAACUGAUGAUUAUGACUGGAAAUUGUAGAUCUGGCCAGUUUGAGACUUGAAAAAUAAGGAUUGUCUCUGCUAAUAUGGAUUCUAAAUUACCACUUGCAAACAGCAAAGGGUGUUUCUCAUUGAAAGGCAGAAUCUGGGCUAUACUUUAAUAAAUACAACAAAUAGAAGAGACAAAAAAGCUAACAAUCAGACUCCAAAUAGGAACAACUAGGGGUGUGUCUUCAAGGUCUCUCAUGGACAUCAA
Molecule: messenger RNA, 3127 nt
Organism: Urocitellus parryii (Arctic ground squirrel)
Lineage: Eukaryota; Metazoa; Chordata; Mammalia; Rodentia; Sciuridae
Gene: Nifk
Product: nucleolar protein interacting with the FHA domain of MKI67
Molecular function (GO): RNA binding
Source: RefSeq, a predicted model, not a curated record